CUUCAGUCAUGUAUCGAUCACUUGAAUCUCUAGUUGCAUUUAAGCCUUAAAUGUCUAUUUUUUUCGUCAUGCAGGGAAUGGAAAUCCAUUGCCUUGCCGUACCAUGCGUCAGAAGCUUGCGUCUAGCUGCUCAGGAGGGAGGCCCAAGAGUAUCAACAUCUACACAGGUAACAAGAGGACGAUUCUGUUAUUUCUUUUGUUUGAAUCAAUACUACUGAUGGUACUAGCAAUAGUCGUACGAUAUUGCCUCACGUUUUGGAAGAAAAAGAAGCUUCAAAAACUCGACCUUGGGGAGUUUCUAGAGAAAAGACGUUCUCUACGACUCCAGAAGCAAGCAUUUGAUAGGACGAUUACAGAGCUUGAACAAAAAGCUGCAGAGGAAGCAGUAGCCCACGAAGUACUGGAGAAACUCAGUGAUUUGGUUAAAGAAAGGGAAGGCAUAAAGAGAAAGCUCUCAACAACCUACAGUUUAGGCAGGGACCGGGCAGAACCAAAGUCGAAAUCCCUACUUCCGGUAUACAAUGGAAAAACUAAAAGUUACUCUUUUCAAGGCUCUAUGAAGGAGAGCUUUACCGUAUUUCACACGUUCAGCGACUCUUCGUCUGCAGACAGCAGCAGCAAAGAAGAGCGUGAUAAGAAUCCUACCGAACAUAAAGAACUGGCAGUCGAGGCUAAGGGGAAGGGUCCAGUAGAAGACGAUACUUCUAGUGAUGAUGAGAUUCACACGAAAGAGUAUAGGGCGGAAUCAAGCCUAAAAGGUACUGUCAAUCCAUUGAUUCGAGAUCAUUCAUUCAGUGAAAUAGAGGAAGUGAAAAUGAAGAGUGACGAAAAGGUAAAAGGAAUUGUUCAUAGUCGCGGUGGGAACAUCAGGAAGAGAAGCAUGUCCUCAACUAACUAGCUACUGCAACAUUCUGUUCAACUAACUAGCUA
Messenger RNA from Olea europaea var. sylvestris, 930 nucleotides. Its product is annotated as protein GAMETE EXPRESSED 3-like. The transcript is spliced from 4 exons. Gene Ontology annotation, cellular component: plasma membrane. Gene Ontology annotation, biological process: embryo development ending in seed dormancy; pollen tube guidance. Bases 104 to 898 code for a protein of 264 amino acids. Lineage: Eukaryota; Viridiplantae; Streptophyta; Magnoliopsida; Lamiales; Oleaceae. The record is from RefSeq and is a predicted model, not a curated record.